GGUGCACGGUUUAAGAGUUGAGUGUUAGUUUAGACUUUAGAGAGAUGCAUGGUCUAGCACGCACUCUCCAUUUGGCUUUUGGGAUCUUUGCAAAUGGAACUGCUUUUUUCAUCUUCUUGGCACCAAUUGUUACAUUCAAGAGGAUCAUCAAGAAAAGGAGCACGGAAGAGUUCUCUGGAUUGCCCUAUGUCAUGACCUUGCUCAAUUGCCUGCUUGGUGCUUGGUACGGGUUGCCUUUUGUGUCGCCUAACAACAUACUUCUGACAACAAUUGAUGGAAUCGGAAUGGUAAUUGAGUUAGCAUUUGUGGUCAUAUUUCUAGUAUUUGCGCCAAAGAACGAAAAGAAAAAAAUUGGAGCGCUCCUUAUUUUAGUGGUCGGAGUAUUCGUUGCUGUUGCGCUUCUUUCGGUGCUUGUUUUCCAUGGAAGAACUAGACAGCUCUUUUGCGGUUUCGCUUCCUUAAUCUCCACUGCUAUUAUGUUCUUCUCGCCUCUAUCAGUCAUUAGGGUUGUGAUGAAGACAAAGAGUGUAGAGUUCAUGCCAUUCCUCUUGACUUUCUCCAUGUUCCUAUGUGGCACUGCUUGGCUCAUUUUUGGCCUCCUUGAGAUGGACCCUUUUGUUUAUGUACCAAAUGCCGCUGGAUGUGGUGUCGGAGUAUUGCAAUUGAUACUAUAUGCAAUCUAUAGUGACAAGACAAUAUUAAUGACCAUCAAGAGAUCUUUUUUCCAAGGGAUGCUCCAAAUCAAUGCCAUACCCCAACAGGAGAAGAAGCAACCAAGCGUCUCGUCAACAAAAUAUGAUGAACCAGUCUAGUGUGUGUGUGUGUUGAUGGACAAUUUUAUAUAAUGUCAUCGUAAGUGCACGAAUCAGUUAUAGUGAUAGUGUCCAAAAGCAAAGGUCGACCCCACGGGGAAUUAAAACAAUGCAAUAAAGACAAUGCAAUUUAAUAAACUUAAAAAUAAGAAAUGAUCGAGUGAAA
Ipomoea triloba (trilobed morning glory) is the source of this 978-nucleotide messenger RNA. Its product is annotated as bidirectional sugar transporter SWEET1-like. Gene Ontology annotation, biological process: carbohydrate transport. Lineage: Eukaryota; Viridiplantae; Streptophyta; Magnoliopsida; Solanales; Convolvulaceae. Gene Ontology annotation, cellular component: membrane. Gene Ontology annotation, molecular function: sugar transmembrane transporter activity. Bases 45 to 812 code for a protein of 255 amino acids. The record is from RefSeq and is a predicted model, not a curated record. The transcript has 6 exons.